UGUACUUAUGUUUUCUUUGCUUAUGUGGGUUUUGAUGCAGUUUCAACAGUAGCACAAGAAGCGAGGGCACCAGAGCGAUCGCUGCCAAUAGCCAUUAUUGGGUCUACAAUUAUUUCAUUAUUAUUGUAUAUUGGAAUAUGUACUGUUAUGGUUGGACUCGUUCCAUACGACAGAUUAAAUUCAGAUAGUCCUCUUUCAGAUGCAAUAAAAGCUACACCUUAUGGUCUUUGGUUAUCAAUCUUGAUAGAUUUAGGUGCUAUUGCUAGUCUUACAACUGUAGCAUUGACGAUGAUGCUCUCACAAACUCGAAUAUUUUAUGCAAUGGCUCAUGAUGGUUUACUACCACCAAUCUUUGCUAAAAUUCAUUCUCAGACAACAACUCCAUGGGUUUCUAUAUUAAUUUGCGGUGUAUUCUGUGCUAUUUUUUCGGGGAUCUGUCCAGUAGAUAUUCUUGGGGAAACAACUUCAAUUAGUGCGCUAAUAACAUAUAUUUUCGUACAUGUUGCAGUCAUAGUCAUGCGCUACACACAUGGAGAUAUGCAACGUGUAUUUCAAGUACCAUUUGGUUCAAGGCUGAUUCCGACUAUCGGUACUUUACUUUGUAUACUUCUUAUGAAAGGUGUAACAAAAGUAACAUGUUAUCGAUUCCUUGUGUGGACAGCAUUAGGUCAAAUUAUUUAUUUUUCUUAUGGUUUUUGGCAUUCUAAACGACGAAAAUUAAUGAAAAGUGAAAUGACUGCAAGUAAUUUCGAGCUUGUGCCAAGAGUAGAAAGUAUGAAGGAACACUACACACACAAUGGGUCUCAAUCGGAUGUAGGCAGUGAACAGACUGAAAGUGCAGCAUAA
Messenger RNA from Rotaria sp. Silwood2, 846 nucleotides. The record is from the annotation of a GenBank genome assembly. NCBI's taxonomy places the organism in Eukaryota, Metazoa, Rotifera, Eurotatoria, Philodinida, Philodinidae.